Messenger RNA from Orycteropus afer afer, 1065 nucleotides. RefSeq names its product C-C chemokine receptor type 5. Bases 1 to 1065 code for a protein of 354 amino acids. Lineage: Eukaryota; Metazoa; Chordata; Mammalia; Tubulidentata; Orycteropodidae. Gene Ontology annotation, molecular function: chemokine (C-C motif) ligand 5 binding; C-C chemokine receptor activity. The transcript has a single exon. The record is from RefSeq and is a predicted model, not a curated record. Gene Ontology annotation, biological process: chemotaxis; G protein-coupled receptor signaling pathway; inflammatory response. Gene Ontology annotation, cellular component: cytoplasm; membrane.
AUGGAUUUUGAAACAUCAAGUCCAGCAUACGACUACUUUGUCGAUUAUGGUGAGUCAGAGCCCUGUCAAAAAAUUGACGUGAGGCAAAUCGCAGCCCAGCUCCUGCCCCCACUCUACUCGCUGGUGUUCAUAUUUGGUUUUGUGGGCAACUUGCUGGUCGUCCUCACCCUGAUAAACUGCAAAAAGCUGAAGAGCAUGACUGACAUCUACCUGCUCAAUUUGGCCAUCUCUGACCUGCUUUUUCUUCUCACCCUCCCGUUCUGGGCCCACUAUGCUGCAAGCCAGUGGAGCUUAGGAAAUAGAGUAUGCCAGCUUAUGACAGGACUCUAUUUUAUAGGCUUCUUCUCUGGAAUCUUCUUCAUCAUCCUCCUGACAAUCGAUAGGUACCUGGCGAUCGUUCAUGCUGUGUUUGCUUUACGAGCCAGGACAGUCACCUUUGGGGUCGUGACAAGUGUGAUCACCUGGGUGGUGGCUGUGCUGGCCUCCCUCCCAGGAAUCAUCUUUACCAGAUCCCAAAAAGAAGGUCCUCGUUGUACAUGCAGCCCUCAUUUUCCACCCAGUCAGUAUCAUUUCUGGAAGAAUUUCCAGACAUUAAAAAUAACCAUCUUGGGCCUGAUCCUACCACUGUUUGUUAUGGUCGUCUGCUACUCAAGCAUCCUAAAAACUCUGCUUCGGUGUCGAAAUGAGAAGAAGAAGUACAAGGCCGUGAGACUCAUCUUUGCCAUCAUGGUUGUCUAUUUUCUCUUCUGGGCUCCUUACAACAUCGUCCUUGUCCUGACCACCUUCCAGGAGUUCUUUGGUCUGGACAACUGCAGUAGCUCUAACAGGCUGGACCAAGCCAUGCAGGUGACAGAAACUCUUGGCAUGACGCACUGCUGCAUCAACCCCAUCAUCUAUGCCUUUGUCGGGGAGAAGUUCCGAAACUACCUCUUGGUGUUGUUCCGAAAACACAUUGCCAAACACCUCUGCAAAUAUUGUCCAUUCUUCCAGCGGGAGGGCCCUGAGCGAGUGGGCUCAGUUUACACUCGAUCCACUGGAGAACAGGAAAUCUCUACAGGCCUGUGA